UGAUCACUCAAUCUGAGUUUUCGCUCAGUCUAUACUACUUUGUCCACGACUUUGUGCCUUUAGUGCCGGAUUCUCUGGAAGAACAGUCCCUCGGAGCUAGAGGGUGGGCGCUUGGAACAAGGGCGGGUCCUCUCACUCACUCACAUACACAAUACAGAUCCUGCGGAAAGAAAAACUACACCUCCCAGGCAGCCCUGCAUGCGCUAUCCGGAGGAGGGAGUGUUGCUCCAGCGGGAUUCAUCCCGGUUCAGUUUCCGUAGGGACGUGUUUGCAGCAGCUGCGAUGCCUCUAUUGUGUCUCCUGCCUCUCUGGAUGCUGCCUGUAGAGUGUGAGGCUAUAUUGACAACAAGGUGUUACCCUUGAGGGCUCAGCAGACAGCUGGAGCGAGGAAGAGUCCGCAGGAGAUGCUAGCUCACCAAACAGAAGAGCGAUCCUCCAGCAGCACCAAGCCAUUCCCUGGGAAAGACCCACGUGAAAUCAACACGGUUGCGUAGGAGAAGCGUGUGGCGCUCGUGAGCAGGUCCCCAGACAAUCCUCUCUGAACAGCCGCUGCAGGGAGAUUUGGGGAAAGGGGAGCUGCUUGUGACGUGUGAGCAAGAAACAGAAGGGGCUCGGCAGGAGCUGAAACAGGACAUUGUCCCCGAGCGAGGAAGUCUGUUUUAAAUGUAAUGCUCAGGGUUAUGUGUCGCUCUUCACGCGGAUCGGGGCGGAAAGCACUAUUGCCACAGACAUAGAGAUCCAGUUUCCUUAGGGAACAACCGGCUCUCCCUCCUGUUUCUUUAAGAGCGCAGGAGAAAAGGGGAGGUGCCACCUUUGGAGGCUGCGAGUCACUCGGUGCUUGAGGAAUACAAGGAAGGAAAUCCUCGCACAAAGCGGAGCGGUAGGGGGUGGGGACGUUCUGUAGCGCGGAGCUGGAUGGACGCCUCCCGGCCGCCCCAGCCCCUGCGUUCAUUCAGAGCAGCCAGAUGUGUUUUAGGGUGCGAUCAGACAGCCUGCCCCUUCCUUCUGUGAUAUACAGAUCAAAGCUGGUAUCCUCAGCAGACAACGAGAAGGAUCUCUGUCGUUUUAGGAGAACAUGGGGCAUCCUGCAUUAGAGUUCAGUGACUGCUACCUGGACAGUCCAGAUUUUCGAGACAGGCUGAAAUGUUAUGAGCAGGAGCUGGAGAGAACCAACAAAUUCAUAAAGGAUGUGAUUAAAGAUGGGAAUGCACUUAUCAGUGCUAUAAAAAGUUACUCUUUUGCCGUGCAGAAAUUCUCUCAGACUCUACAGUCCUUUCAGUUUGACUUUAUUGGGGACACACUAACCGAUGACGAAAUUAAUAUUGCUGAAUCCUUUAAGGAAUUUGCAGAGUUGCUCCAAGAGGUAGAACUUGAGAGAUCAAUGAUGGUCCAAAAUGCUAGUGAUUUGUUGAUCAAACCACUGGAAAAUUUUCGUAAGGAACAAAUAGGCUUCACCAAGGAAAGGAAGAAAAAGUUUGAGAAGGACGGUGAGAAGUUUUAUUCCAUGCUGGAUCGCCAUUUGCAUUUAUCAUCUAAGAAGAAAGAGUCCCAGUUACAGGAGGCUGACUUACAGGUUAAUAAAGAGAGACACAAUUUCUUUGAGUCGUCCCUGGAGUAUGUGUACCAGAUCCAGGAAGUGCAGGAGAGCAAGAAGUUCAGUAUCGUGGAGCCAGUGUUGGCCUUUCUUCACAGCCUCUUUACAUACAACAACCUGACAGUCGAACUCACACAGGACUUCCUCCCUUAUAAACAGCAGCUUCAGCUCAGCCUACAGAAUACGAGGAAUCACUUUUCCAGCACACGAGAGGAGUUGGAAGACCUGAAGAAAAGGAUGAAAGAAGCUCCUCUGACCUGCAAGCUACCCGGGAAGCCAACCAUAGAGGGUUAUCUGUACACUCAGGAGAAAUGGGCACUGGGCAUAUCUUGGGUGAAAUAUUAUUGCCAGUAUGAGAAGGAGUCAAAGAUGCUAAGGAUGACUCCAGUGGAGCAGAAGUCUGGAGCUAAGCAAGGCACCUCAGACUUGACACUGAAGUCCUGUGUAAGGAGGAAGACUGAUUCUAUAGACAAGAGGUUUUGUUUUGAUAUUGAGACGAAUGAAAGGGUUGGGACUAUCACAUUGCAAGCACUUUCAGAAGCUAAUAGACGGCUAUGGAUGGAGGCCAUGGAUGGAAAGGAGCCAAUCUACCACAGUCCCAUCACAAAACAGGAAGAAAUGGAGCUGAAUGAGGUUGGCUUUAAGUUUGUAAGGAAAUGCAUCAAUGCAGUAGAGACCAAAGGGAUCACUACCGAGGGAGUGUACCGAACAGUUGGCAGCAAUAUCCAGGUGCAGAAGUUGCUGAAUGCCUUCUUUGAUCCAAAAUGUCCAGGGGAUGUAGAUCUCCAAAACAGCGACUGGGACAUCAAGACAAUUACCAGCUCAUUGAAAUUCUACCUCAGGAAUCUAGCUGAACCUGUCAUGACGUACAGACUCCAUAAAGAGCUGGUCUCGGCUGCGAAGUCUGAGAACCUGGAUUACAGGCUGGGAGCCAUUCACUCUCUGGUUUAUAAACUACCCGAGAAGAAUAGAGAGAUGUUGGAACUCCUCAUACGACAUCUGGUCAACGUGUGUGAGCACAGCAGAGAGAAUCUGAUGUCCCCAUCCAACAUGGGGGUUAUAUUCGGCCCCACUCUUAUGCGGGCGCAGGAGGACACGGUCGCUGCCAUGAUGAAUAUUAAGUUCCAAAACAUUGUGGUUGAGAUCCUCAUCGAGCACUUUGACAAGAUCUACUCCAGCCCACCUGAGGACAGUGCUGCCCCUCCAGUGCCUCCUCCCAGGGUAGCUGCCCGAAGGCACAAACCCAUCACAAUUUCCAAGCGCCCGCUAAGGGAAAGACCUGUCUUUUAUGGUGGUUCCCUGGAAGAAAAUCAAGGUGACAGCCAUGACCAGACUCCUAAUGGCACCAUCAUCCCUAAUAGCACAGAAGCCCCCAAGCCACUACAUCGCAGCAGACUGCCUACACAGAGAGCAGGAGAGGCUGAUCCUGGAAGGCCUGGCUCAGAGAGCAAGCAUGAACAGUACUCUGAAGUGGUUGUGGGAAAGCUGGUGUCCAAGCUGCAGGAUGGGGGAGCUAAGCUCACCAACAAGGCUGCAAAUGGAGUGGUGACUGGCACCACUGCUCUAAAGACCUCCGUUCUCCAUGCUAAGAGGCCUACUUUGAGGCCCAUGAUAUACAGCAAGGAGGGUGAAUACGACACCUUCACUAAAGCCCGAUCCCCUGGAGAUAAGCCAGUGAUAACACGGCCGCCAGUGAGACCUCCAGACCCUCCGUGCAGAGCUCCUCCAUCCCAAAAGCUGGAGCAGAAGCCUGAGCCAAUAGCAGGAGGAGCGGAGGAAAUGCCUUCAUCUGUAGUGGCCUCCAGAACAAAGUUCUUCGAGACAGCUUCCCGGAGGACAAGCAGCUCCUCAUCACCACAAGGCAGACUCCCGAGUGAUGAGAGCUGAGGCUAAAGGCUUUUAUCCGCCUAACCCUGGCUGGCUCCAGGAGAUUUUCCCACUUCUGAAAUGGACUCCCCUGCUCCCCAGACUGUUUCAAUCUGUGUGAUGUGAUCCUGGAGUGCAGCUAUCCCCAUUGGACACUGCCUGUGGAGCAUACUAUUGUGAAUAGCUCGUGCGGUUACAAGAGAAGGGGAUGAAAUAGGAGGAAGACCCAAGCCUUGUCCCUGUUAAAUUAAAUGCUUGUUUGGGGCCAUUUUGCCACAGCUCCCCUAGCUCCAGCCUUGGGCAGCAUGUAAAGGACACUUGUUAUGUCUAAGGAGGGUGAUAAAUGGUGAGUCUGACAGAGUGGUGAGAGCAGACCUAAUCUGCAGAACUGAGCGGAGGGCAGGCCAUGGAAGGAAUAGGAACAAGCACUUAAAGCAAUCUGCCCUCCAACCCUUUGGAAAUUCCACUCUGGAAAAACAUUGAGUUUGGAUGGAUGUGCAGUCAAAAUGCAAGCGACCAAUACCCAGAGCUUGGGUACCUGGGUGUGACGAGCUGACAUCCGAAUCAGACCUUUUUGCUGUUGGAAACUUCUUGCCAUUGACAUGUUGUUUUAAAAGAAACUGUUUUGAGUGCUAAGUAAACCACGUUGUGUUGUUUCAGUGGUUAAGGCAUCAGUGUGCAUUACGAGAAAACUCUGUUAACCAUAUGAGUCCAUGUCCUGAUUCCACUGCAGGCCAGUGUUCAGCCUAGCAUACAUAUAGCUGUGCAAUGUUCAGUCUUCCUACCUUCCCCCAAAGAUCUAAGGCAGCACCUUGCCCAUUACAUGCUGCACGUGUCCUCAAGCCAUUUCCAGGAGCCAGUGUUCUGUUAGUCUGGUGCCUUUGUGGAGCUGCUCCCUGAUUUCCCAUUGCUUGGAAGAAAAGGUUUCAUGUUGUUACAAACACCCUUCCAUAAAGUUAGUGGGUGUGAAACCAAAGGAGACCUCUAUGCCGUGUAUUCCAGCUGGGCCUAGUGCACAAAUACAGACUUGCCAAAGGACCACUGCAGCGCAUGCAAUUCGCUGAUGCUUUCAGAGCUGUCUUCAUCGCCUGUCUCUGUGCAGCUAAUGUGAAAUCCUGCUUCAUUAAUGAAUGUACUUCUGAUUUUUGCAGGAAAUGACAGUGAUGUGUGAAUGGUGUGCCUGUUCCCUUAGACUGCAGUCCCGUGCUCACGGCUGGCAAUCCCAGAGGUGUGCUUGUAGCAGUGGCAGAUAAAGGUGGCUUUUAAAAAAGUGAUGUAAACAUUGAUAUUACAUCAUGCACAUCCGUGUCUCUGGGCUUUCAGAGCGUGUGACCAGCCAGUCCAGUUCCUCCGUGACACACUUUUGUGAUUAGAAGAAAAUAACUAUCAACAUUAAAAAAAGUAACAGUCUCUUUAGGUGCGGUUGUUAAAAAUGCACAAAGAUAAGGUGGCCCAGCUGCAAGUGUGGAUAAUGGAAACUGAGAGCUAGUGGUACAGUGCUUUCACCUAUAUCAGAAUUACACUAAUCUUGUGGGGAAUCUUCUCCAGCGUCUGUGGACCAAUUUCAUCUGGUAUCAGUGGAGCUGAACCUUUUUAAUGCAGGUCUUUUUAAUCCAAGGACAGAGGACACAAAACCGCCAUUCUGCCACCGAGAAUUUAGCCACCAUUUUGGCCACAACUCUUAAAAGAGAGAGAGAGAGUGUGUGUGUGAGAGAGAGAGAUCAGACAAUAUUUCCAAACAUGCCCUCUAAUUUUGGGUGCCUAGUUUUGAGACACCAGCGGCCAAAAUUCCUGAACUCAAACAGAGCUGCAAAUGCUCAGCAGCAUUAAAACCCAGCCCCAAGUAUCUAAAUAUUAGUCUCUCAGAACGAGAGCCACCCAGAAUCUGAGGUCCUUUUGAAAUGUACUCUUAAUCAUUCUUCCCAGUGCUGCAACUGUACAGAUCAAUCUUCUGCAUGCAGAAGGAAAUAAAGAAACAGAGCCAGAUUCGUUUGUCUUGCGGAAGAUAUCUGUGGUAUGGUUUUUGGGGGAGAAAUUGCUAUUUGUUAAUGGGAAAAAGAACGUGACCCAGCAGAAGAGGUUUGUUUUUCAAAUUUCUGUUUAAUUCUAAACAAUGGUGGGUAGCAGUGAAUGAACCGCACUUCUCUCUGUCCUGUGCUUUUUUCCUCCAUAAGCACAGUUGUAUGCUGGGAUGAGUGUGACAUGGCUUUAAUACGUAAGGUCUUGCAGAUGAGGGUUUGAGGGACAUUCCCUCAUGUCUGUGACCAUGAACAAAGCAACUGGAAGAAAGCUGGGGAUUCAGCACUGCUGUUCUGAAUUUUAAGGUGCCAUGUGAUAUCAACCAUGAUCUAUUUUGUCUUGUAAAAAGGUUAGAUUAGCUGUGAUGUUCAAGUUCCAUGAAGUAAAAACCCAGGACACAUGUCCUUCAAAGUG
Gopherus flavomarginatus (Mexican gopher tortoise) is the source of this 5893-nucleotide messenger RNA. RefSeq names its product oligophrenin 1 (gene OPHN1). NCBI's taxonomy places the organism in Eukaryota, Metazoa, Chordata, Testudines, Testudinidae. The record is from RefSeq and is a predicted model, not a curated record. Gene Ontology annotation, biological process: signal transduction. Gene Ontology annotation, molecular function: protein binding; GTPase activator activity. Gene Ontology annotation, cellular component: cytoplasm. The transcript is spliced from 26 exons. Bases 1076 to 3481 code for a protein of 801 amino acids.